AACCCCUCAAGGUGUGCUGGAGCUUGUCAACUCUCCUGUGCCCUCCAUCUCCAUCGCCCCGUUGGCGCCCGCCACUCCCUCCCUCAACUCCCUGCCCACCCCUCUUCUCCCUUCUCAGUCCACUGCCCCGGUACAUGUAUGCCUGAGUUCAAGAUCUCCGCUUCUCUGGAGGGCCAUGGCGAUGAUGUUCGCGCCGUGGCCUUUCCCAACCCCAAUGCCAUAUUCUCAGCCUCUCGAGAUGCGACCGUCCGACUCUGGAAGCUAGUGUCAACCCCGCCUCCCGCCUAUGACUACAACAUCACCUCUCACGGCCAGGCCUUUAUCAACGCCCUGGCCUACUACCCGCCAACCCCCGAAUUCCCCGAUGGCCUCGUCCUCUCCGGCGGACAAGACACCAUCAUCGAAGCUAGACAACCAGGCAAGGCUGCCGAUGAUAACGCGGAUGCCAUGCUCUUAGGCCACACUCAUAAUGUCUGUGCACUGGAUGUGUCACAUGAAGGUGGAUGGGUGGUGAGCGGAAGCUGGGAUUCCACAGCCAGACUAUGGAGGGUCGGGAAAUGGGAGUGUGACGUUGUUCUGGAGGGUCAUCAGGGAAGCGUGUGGACGGUACUUGCUUAUGACAAGGAUACAGUCAUCACGGGCUGCGCAGAUAAGGUGAUCCGUAUAUUCAACACGUCUGGCAAGCUGCUCCGGAGUAUCAAAGAUUCUCAGGACGUUGUCAGAGCCCUCUGCAAGGUUCCCGCAUCAAGUCCCACUGGCGCUCAUUUCGCUUCUGCCAGCAACGACGGUGUGAUUCGACUCUUCACUAUACAAGGCCAACUCCUAGGGGAGGUCCAUGGCCAUGAAAGCUUUAUCUACUCUCUGGCUGCCUUGCCUUCGGGUGAGUUGGUCAGUUCCGGAGAAGACCGGACGGUGAGGGUGUGGAACGGCACACAGUGCGUACAGACGAUUACGCACCCGGCGAUCUCGGUCUGGAGUGUUGCGGCUUGUAGCGAUAACGGCGAUAUAGUCACGGGCGCUAGUGAUCGGGUCACGCGCGUCUUUAGCAGAAACCAGGAGAGAAUCGCAAGUGCUGAAGUAGUGCAGCGGUUCGAGACGGCUGUGAAGGAAUCGUCCAUCCCAGAGCAGCAAGUCGGGAAUAUUAACAAAGAUAAACUUCCCGGCCCCGAGUUUCUCAGGCAGAAGUCCGGCGUCAAGGAUGGUCAGGUGCAGAUGAUUCGUGAGACGGAUGGGAGUGUUACGGCCCACACCUGGUCGGCGGCGUCACAGGAAUGGAUCGCAGUUGGCACAGUUGUUGAUUCCGCGGCGAGCAGCGGGAGGAAGAUCGAGUACCUCGGCCAAGAUUACGACUACGUGUUCGAUGUUGAUGUGGAGGACGGCAAACCUCCUCUCAAAUUGCCAUUUAACGUCUCCCAGAACCCUUACGAAGCUGCAACGAAAUUUAUCCAGGACAACGAACUGCCGAUGACCUACCUUGACCAGGUGGCGCAAUUUAUUGUUCAGAACACACAAGGCGCGACUCUUGGUCAGCCUUCACAGGAGCAAACACCCGCAGGUGCUGAUCCCUGGGGCCAAGAGAGACGUUACCGUCCUGGCGAGACGCAAUCGCAAUCGCAGUCGCAGUCGCCCCCCGCCCCCGAUGCCCGCCCGAAGGUCCUUCCGCAGAAGUCAUAUCUCUCCAUCAAGUCAGCCAAUCUCAAAGUGAUCGCCAAGAAGCUACAGGAGCUCAACGCGCAAGUGGUGUCUUCUGGGUCGAAAGACCUGUCGCUAAAUCCCUCUGAAUUGGAGACGGUGGCAACUUUGUGCGGUGAUCUGGAGUCUUCUCGUCUUGACCAGUCCACAGAAUUGGAGUCUGGCGUGGUCCUGUUAUACAAGGCCGCAACAGUCUGGCCCGUCGCAAGCAGACUACCCGGCCUGGACCUCCUUCGUUUGUUCGCAGCUGCGACUCCCGCGAUUGCUACUGCAGACUACGACGGAAAUGAUCUGAUCACCGGGCUCCAAUCCAGUGGAGUGUUCGAUUCCCCCCUCAAUGUCAACAAUGCUAUGUUGACGAUCCGCAUGCUCGCCAAUCUGUUCGAAACGAGUGCUGGUCGCGAACUUGUCAGUAGCCGGUUCGACCAGGUUCUGCAUGGUGUCAAAUCCGCCUUGUCCAACAGCGGAGCGACACCGAACCGGAAUCUCACCAUUGCAGUCACAACUCUCUACAUCAACCUCGCUGUUUACCUGACAUCCGAGGGCAGGGAGUCUGUGCCCGAGUCGUCAGAACGGGGUCUGGUGCUCCUUGGCGAGCUGGCCACGAUGAUCCAGGGCGAGAAGGACUCCGAGGCAGUGUACCGUGGUCUUGUCGCGCUGGGAACGCUAGUCAAGGGGCUUGGUGAAGAAGUGAGGUCUGCUGCCAAGGAGGUCUACGAUGUCGGUGAUGUGCUAAAGAACAUUUCGUCCUCUGGUCUUGGGAAGGAACCAAGAACCAAGGGCAUCAUCGUUGAGAUAACGGAGUCCUUGUCAUGAGGAUUGGUGGUUUAGGUCUGGUUCCCGACACCUUUAAUCUCAUGAAGCAUUCGUGUUCUGCUUCCAUACUGCUGCUAUCUAUAGCACGUUUACACCCUUAGUUUACGAUAGCGAUGCACACUACACUGCAUGGAUUUCUACACCUC
Messenger RNA from Aspergillus heteromorphus CBS 117.55, 2654 nucleotides. Its product is annotated as WD repeat PLAP family protein. The record is from RefSeq and is a predicted model, not a curated record. Lineage: Eukaryota; Fungi; Ascomycota; Eurotiomycetes; Eurotiales; Aspergillaceae. Gene Ontology annotation, cellular component: nucleus; cytoplasm. Gene Ontology annotation, molecular function: ubiquitin binding. The transcript is spliced from 3 exons. The coding region runs from base 139 to 2508 and encodes 789 amino acids. Gene Ontology annotation, biological process: proteasome-mediated ubiquitin-dependent protein catabolic process; ubiquitin recycling.